UCUCUCUCUCUCUGCGCGCGCGCAAAGAAACCUCGUAUUGGCCCUAGCUAAGGUCAAUCAAUUUAUCUCUCGCGCACAAAGAAACCUCGUAUUGGCGUCAGCUAAGGCUAUUCUUUCAUGGACCGUUGGAGUGGAAUUUUGAAAGCUCCACUGUACCCUAAUAGCACGCCUCACUGUAGAGUUGCAGCAUCUCUCUGUCUCUCAUCUUCUUCCAAAACCGUCACUGUACCUUCAGUGAAUGCUAUCUUCUUCAGUGGAGAUCGAGUGGAAGGGACUGGAAAUCCGGUGAUUGAGAGGCUAUCGAAUCUGGAGAGAAUUGCUGAAAUUCUGGUUUCGAAACUUGGUGGUUCUAUAAAUGCUUGGGUUAUUGAGGCUUCCACUUUUAAUGGGCCUUUUGCUGUUUACAAGGACUUUAUCCCAUCUGUAAACCACUGGGGAGAGCCAAAAGUGUACAACCCAGCUGGAUUCCCAGCUUCUACAUCAACCAUCUCACUCUUGUCGAAUUGCUUUAAAGAGGUGAAACAAAUCAUUUCAGGGAGUCAGAAAGAACAAUACCAAACUGGAGUGUCUGCGUCAUGUUUGUGUACACCCAAAACGUUCAUUUUUGGAUUUAGCAAGGGUGGCACUGUACUCAACCAGCUAAUGACUGAGCUUAGCAUUUCUGAAAUCAAAUCCACUGAAAAUCCAAUUAAUGCAAGUGAACAGCUAUUCAGUGGAGGUCCUGUUAAUGGCCAGGAAGAGAACCCAAUAGUACCUAGUUCAGUUGACGGCUUCUUAAACAGCAUAGCUGAGAUCCAUUACGUGGAUGUUGGCUUGAACUCCACUGGAGCAUAUCUCACUGACAGUGAUGUGAUUGAGAGGAUCUCCAAGCGCCUCAUGGAAGGAGAGGGUGGAAUACGUGUUGUCCUUCAUGGGACUCCUAGACAAUGGUGUGACAGCAGGCGGGUUUUGAUUCGAAAUGAGAAGGACAAACUGGUUCAGCUGCUUGAAUCGGGAGCUCAGAGGAGUGGGGGGAAAUUACACGUUUGUGAGAGAUUCUACUUUGCUGAUAAGCCUCCUAGUCUGCAAAUGCACUUCGAAAUUAUUGAAAAUUUAAAUGUGCAUUGAGUGCUUUAAUUCUGAUGUAAAUAAGAGAAUUAAAAGGAAAACACUGUGAUAUUUUCACAGUUGUAGCUAUUGUUGUGUACAUGAGUUAUUCAAUUUUGUGGAUUGUUAAUAAUUUUGUUAA
Messenger RNA from Cornus florida, 1228 nucleotides. RefSeq lists its product as uncharacterized. Gene Ontology annotation, cellular component: mitochondrion. The transcript is spliced from 4 exons. The coding region runs from base 118 to 1107 and encodes 329 amino acids. The record is from RefSeq and is a predicted model, not a curated record. NCBI's taxonomy places the organism in Eukaryota, Viridiplantae, Streptophyta, Magnoliopsida, Cornales, Cornaceae.